GGUCAAGGUUGUGUAGCCAUCUGUGUUUUGUAUGAACUCAGAGGAAUAUGGACAUCUUGAAAGCAGAAAUAGCAAGAAAGAGAAAACAACUGGAGCAAUGUGAAGUGGUGGCUCCUGACAAAAAGUUUUUCAAACGAGGGGAUCUGGCUAAGAAACAGGAAGAAGAAUAUUGGAAAAAGCAACAAAGGUUCAUCUAUGACCCUGCAUCACCAAGUACUAGCAGCAAAGAAGAGGCGGCCACAGAGAAACAAGCAGCAGAAAAUCUGAAGAAAGAGGAAGAGGAGAAAUUUGCUCAACUGCCUCGAAAAGAGGUUAUCAGGCGGCUACGAGAGAGGAAUGAACCAAUCCGGCUGUUUGCAGAAUCAGACUUUGAAGCAUACAUUCGUUUAAAGAAACUGGAGGCUUUAGAACCUGAAGUUAAUAAGGGUUUUGAAAAUGAUUUUCAAGCUGCAAUGGAGAAAGUUGACAAGGAAUAUCUGAAUGAUCUUUUAAACUCUGGAGGAGAAAGUGAUGGGAAUUCUAAUGAUGUCUCGGUUAAGGAUGAUGGCACUACAGAGGAAGAUAUGAAAAAAAUGAGGGAUGAACUUGGUCAAGGGGACACAGAUAAAGAUCAGGAGACCAUUUUGAGAUACUUAAAGGUUAGUUUUAUUGAACGUUGGGGAGAAACCUUAAAUGCAAGGAAUGAGGAAUACAAGCGGAGCAUCAAAGGGAAGAUGGCUAGUGCCACUCAUACUCAGACUGUAGCAUACAUGAAGCCUCUCUUCAGACACCUCAAGCAAAAGGUAUUUAAAUGUGUAAAAGUUGAGGUGGACAUUUUGGAAAGCAUGGUUGAAAUCACGCGUUAUAUGAUGGACAGAAAUUACCUGAAGGUCUGCUAUGAUGUUUACUUAGAAAUGGCUAUAGGAAAUGCUCCUUGGCCUAUUGGUGUUACCAUGGUUGGUAUUCACGCUCGAACAGGGCGAGAAAAGAUUUCCUCCAGAUAUGUGGCCCAUGUCUUGAACGACGAAACUCAGAGGAAAUAUAUACAGGGCUUAAAGAGGCUUAUGACACAGUGUCAAAAAAUGUUCCCAACAGAUCCCUCCCACAGUGUCAACUAUGAGAAAGAUUGAGCUGGCCUCCUAUUCCACUAGAUGUGAAUGGCGCAUGGAAAAGAGUGACUGUGGUGUGUGAAAAAGCUAGACCUGCAAUGUUUUUAUUAUGGUGAGGUGUGGACAUGGUCAGAAAGUAUUCUUGCCAGUAGGAGCAAUCCAUUUAUAGUUUGUUAACUUCUUGACAUUUAGUCUCUCUGCUGUACCACGUAACCUCUACUUGUAAUAAUAGAGCAUUAUAUACGAAACUCGGCAGCAGCAUGUUCUCUGUGUAUCCCCACAAGAGCCUAGUAGUGUCACUUCUGACCAAUGUCUUUUCAUGAUGAUCUGCUAGGCUUAACAUGUCCUCCCUAUCAUGUGGAUGCAGUACUGCUGAUGUUGCAUUAAAUCAUUAUCAGUCAUUGAUUUUAGCCUUUAUGUGAUGAUAAAACGUGACAUGUCUUUGUUACAAUGGAUUGGUAUGUCUGUAAAUGGCAGUGGUAUGUCCAUAAAUGGUAGUGUCAUGAUAUUGUCACAUAAGAAUCAUGCAUCAUGUAAGUUAUUUAUUUCCACUGACUGAAGGUGAAGGUGUUACAAUUUCCAAAGAGGAAAUUGUGUUUUCAGUUUGUGCUUUCCUUUCACGGUAUUCUGCUGAGGUAAAGCACAAACAGCCGCUGUCAUAAGCUAUUAUACCACAAGCCUGUGUACAUGUACUGUUCUCCUCUGUUACAGUAGGAAAGGAAAGACAUCUUUCCUUGUUGAUUGCUCGUCUUUCUCUGAGGAAUAAAUUUAGGUGGGCUUAAAGCUAGCCUGAACGUUGAUUUAGCCUUAAACCAUAGUCAGUGUCAUAAGGUAUACCCUGUGGCUGCAGAGCCAUGGUGAGUCAUGCUCCUUUGUGCAUGAGUACACGAGUCAACAUUUUAAAGAAAAUAUCAAAUUGUCAGUGUAUUAUUGCAAUCGUUUUUUCUGCGUAUGUUUUUGUGUACAUUUAUAAACGACUAUACUCCAUUUUGUACCUGUGGAUGUUGGAAACUGGCGGUAGAAUUAUCUAUGUGAGAACAUUGGUUGAAUGGAUAGGGUUUAGUAAAUAACACAUUCAGACCUUCAUCAUGAAAACUACAGGCUUAUAUUUUACCUUUUUGUAACAUCUCAACAAAACUACUCUUUCAGAUAUUUACAUUAUAGCAGGAUGUCAAUUUAUGUUGUAAAUAUGUAAAUAACAAAUGUCACCAGAACAAAUAGUUGUGGUACCUAGUAUGAUGUUUUCCCAACACUGUUGUAUUGAGGCAUCUAAUAUUGAGUACAUUUGGCAGUAGGAGUAAAUAUAUCUUGGUCAUUGUGAAUUUAUUGUUUGACGGAUGAGAAUGAUGAAUGCAGCAACAGGGUUUGAGAAACUUGUAGGGUGCGGUGCUGCACUUCAUUGAUUCGCCCUCAACAAUAUACAGCUCACACGUAGCCCGUCGUGCU
Messenger RNA from Liolophura sinensis, 2534 nucleotides. RefSeq names its product pre-mRNA-splicing factor 18-like. Gene Ontology annotation, cellular component: U4/U6 x U5 tri-snRNP complex; U2-type post-spliceosomal complex; U5 snRNP. Lineage: Eukaryota; Metazoa; Mollusca; Polyplacophora; Chitonida; Chitonidae. The record is from RefSeq and is a predicted model, not a curated record. Gene Ontology annotation, biological process: generation of catalytic spliceosome for second transesterification step; RNA splicing.